AACUCCACCCUAACCCAAAAGACGUAUAGGUUAUAUUGUGAUUGAAGCGUUUGAAAAUUGCUUGUAAAUUGUUUAUAUUUAUAUUAUGAUUUGUCAACAAAUGAAUUAAAAUGUAUAUAAUGUGAGUAAGUGAUGACAAUAGUUGGAUAAAUAUAAAAAUAUAUUGAAAUGAAAAAAUAAUUACUUAAAAAAAAAAAAAUAAAAAAAUUGUUGAUGAAUUAUUAAAAGAAAAUAGUUUUAAAAAAAAAUUAAAUAAUGUUACAUGAAUUGUUACUGGCAUUGUGGGGUUACCCUACAAGUUUAGGGGAAAUUUUUAAAAAUGAUGCAAUAUUGCUUGAUAAAUAUUUUCAUCCUUCUGAGAGAGGGCUGAUAAAACAAAUAUUAAAAAUUGCUGAUGAUUUUAAUAAUAUUAAAAAAUUUAUCAAAAUUUAUUCUACAGCCCAUGCUGAUUUGGAAAAUGCUAAUGAACAAGAUCCAUUGAACAGAGGAUUGUAUUUGCAAGCACUUUGCAAUGGCAUGGACCAAGCAUUGGAGCCAUUUAGAACAGAAAUUGUUGAACUGGAAAAAUGUAUUGCGAAAAAUGCUCAUACUCCUGCCACUGUUAUUUUAUCUCGAGUCGAAAAUUAUAAAUUUUUAUUCAAUAUUCUCAAUAAUAUAAUUCGUAAGAUAAAAACACAAAGAAUCCAUGGAUGUUCAUUACUGCAGUGUAUUUACGAAUUAAUGAAUACAGAAAUAAUUGAAGUUAAAGUAGCGCUGCAAAAAAUGAUGCAGUCACUUCAUAUGAUUUUUUACAAGCAAUUAACAAGUUGGCUUCUGUACGGACGCUUGGAGGAUACUUACAAGGAAUUUUUCAUCCAAAAAAAAGAAACUGCCCAAGAAAGUUUGUUGUUUGCCGACAAUAAAGACGGUUCAGGUGAAAUAAAAAAUCACAAUGACAUGUGGAAUUACGAUAUUGAUGUCAAUAUGCUGCCUUCGUAUAUAACUUUUACAUUAGCUGCUAAAAUAUUGUCAAUUGGCCAAACAAUUAUUAUUUUUGGUAAUGAUCCACGGGGUGGAAAAGAUUUUUUUGUGACAGAUAAACCGGCAUCAACAGUUUGGGGUGAAAAGGAGCACGAGUACUUUAAAAAACUUCGAAGCCUUCAAAUGAAACCUGUGUUCAAUGUAAUUGAGUUUGAAAACACAAUUGACGAAUUGAAGAAAUGCGUUACGAAACUUUUGUGGCAUAUUGUAGUCGAAGAUGCUCAACUGCUUCAGCAAUUGAAGUACAUCAAGGAUUUCUAUCUCAUUGGACGAGGCGAUUUGUUUUUAGAUUUUAUAAAAUUAACGUCUCAUAUACUCAGCAAACCGCCUACGAAUCAUACUUCCAGAGAUUUGAACGUAGCGUUUCGCAUGGCUGUCAGGAAAAUUAUGCUAAAUGAUGAAGGAGCAAUCGACGAUUUCAAUUUUUCAGUACCGGUUCCUGAGCUUUCGAAUGAAGAUUCUAGUAGUUCUGAUUCUAGGAGUCAUGAAAAAACCCAAGAUCCUAUAGAAAAACAAGGAUGGGGAAUGAUUGUUCUUCAUUAUCGUGUUUCAUGGCCACUACAAUUAUUAUUUAGUCCAAAAGCAUUGAAUGAUUACAACACAAUCUUCCGAUUUCUUCUGAGAGUUAAAAAAACUCAAAUAAAUCUUUGGAAUUUAUGGACUGAGCACACGUGUUCCAAAAACAUCGAUAUUGGUGUGCUACAACUAAGAAACAAUUUAAUAUUUAUUCUUGACAACCUCCAAUACUAUUUGCAAGUUGAUGUACUGGAAAGCCAGCACGCAGUUAUGGAGAAUCGUAUGAAGAGUACUGAAAACUUUGAAGAUGUACAAACAGCCCACUCAGUUUUUUUAGCCAACGUACUUUCCCAAACAUUUCUGGCUAGCAGCAACGAGAAGCAUAAGAAUCCGGUAAAUAAUUUAAUCCGCUUGUUAUUGCGUCUUUGCGACGACUUUAUCCUCCAAGCUUCCAUUUGGGAAGUUAACAAGCUCUUGAGCACGGAAAAAGAAGAAUUGAAGGCACUGACAGACACGCUGAGUACGAUUAUGGAUUUGCUGAUAAAAACUCUCAAUAAAGUUCGCGCUCAACCGAGUGGUGUACAUCUAGCGCAAUUAUUACUCCGCCUUGAUUUCAACAGAUGGUUCAGUAUGCAAAUGUAAAUUAAAUAAAACUAAAUUAAUUUUUUUCUAAAAAUUUAAA
Molecule: messenger RNA, 2218 nt
Organism: Cotesia glomerata
Lineage: Eukaryota; Metazoa; Arthropoda; Insecta; Hymenoptera; Braconidae
Gene: Grip75
Product: gamma-tubulin complex component 4
Exons: 7
Coding region: 256-2178 (640 amino acids)
Biological process (GO): microtubule nucleation; spindle assembly; cytoplasmic microtubule organization
Cellular component (GO): centrosome; equatorial microtubule organizing center; gamma-tubulin complex
Molecular function (GO): gamma-tubulin binding; microtubule minus-end binding
Source: RefSeq, a predicted model, not a curated record